This is a messenger RNA of Anoplopoma fimbria (sablefish), 1594 nucleotides long. RefSeq names its product NIPA magnesium transporter 1 (gene nipa1). Bases 48 to 977 code for a protein of 309 amino acids. Lineage: Eukaryota; Metazoa; Chordata; Actinopteri; Perciformes; Anoplopomatidae. Gene Ontology annotation, biological process: magnesium ion transport. The record is from RefSeq and is a predicted model, not a curated record. Gene Ontology annotation, molecular function: magnesium ion transmembrane transporter activity. The transcript is spliced from 5 exons. Gene Ontology annotation, cellular component: membrane.
ACUCUGAGACCGGACAGCUGAGCUGAACAGGCUGAGUUUAGGGUUUGAUGGCGGCGGACUCGGACCCCCGCAGUGACCCGUUUCCGGUCUCCGGGGUGCUGGUCGCAGUGCUCUCCAGUCUCAUCAGUGGAUCCACCUUCGUGCUGCAGAAGAAGGGGAUUUUACGCUCGCGAGACAGAGGAGGCUCGUACCUCACAGAUGUGGUUUGGUGGUGCGGCACACUGACCAUGAUUGUUGGUCAAAUUGGGAAUUUCCUGGCGUACAACGUGGCCCCCGCUGUGAUCGUUACACCUCUGGGAGCCCUCGGAGUGUUGUUUGGGGCCGUGUUGGCGUCCUGGAUCCUGAAGGAGCAUCUGAACGUCGUGGGGAAGCUCGGCUGUGUGUUGUGCUGCUGUGGCUCCGUGGUUCUCAUCAUCCACGCCCCUAAAGCCGGAGCUGUGACCUCCAGACUGGAGUUAGAGGAGAGGCUGUCAGACCCAGUGUUUGUGGCGUACGCCCUCCUGGUGGUCCUGCUGCUGGUGGUUCUGAUCCUGUGGAUCGCUCCAGCUCACGGUUCUUCCAACAUCCUGGUGUACGUGUCCAUAUGUUCUCUCCUGGGCAGCUUCACGGUUCCCAGCAGCAAAGGCCUCGGCCUGGUGGCUCCGGACGUGUUCGGGUCGGAGCCGGACAGCAGAGCUCUGCCUCUCUUCUUCGGUUUACUGGCCACGCUGGCCGUCAGCAUCCUCAUCCAGUUCUUCUUCAUCAACAAAGCCCUGGAGAGCUUCAGCUCCAACGUGUUCGAGGCCGUGUACUACGUGGCGUUCACGUCCAGCGUGAUCCUGUCCUCCGCUCUGCUCUUUAAGGAGUGGACGGCGCUGACCGUGACCGACGGCUUGGCGAUGCUCUGCAGUCUGACCACCGUGAGCGUGGGCGUGGUUUUACUGCGCAUCUCUCAGGAGGCCUCCAUCACCUGGGGGAGGAAGAGGAAGACGGACUGAUGAAGACGACUUCAUGUCUUAUCACAACGUUUUAUACUUGAACACGAGUUUAAAUGACCAAACAGAGUAUUUAAUACUAGUUUUGAGCUUCAGGCAUUCUUUAUGGUUUUUUUAUUUCUAUAUUGGUGCAAAGGGCAUUACACAAAACAGAGGUAUACUGACAUACAAUACUAAUAGGAAUAAUAAUAAUAACUGUAAUAACUUUAUUUAUAUUGCAUCUUUAAAAACAGAGUUUACAAAGUGCUGUGACACACAAAGCUAAAGCGUGGCAAUAAAACAGCAGAACAAUAGAUGAAUCGAUCAAUACGAUGAGAACAAACUAUGAAAUAACUAAAUGAAAGAAACGUAUUUUUACUAAAGUUAUAUAUAAUAUAAUAAAAUCAGUAAAGCGAGGACAUCACAUUAAAGCUAUUGUGUAAAGAUGGGUUUUGAGAAUUGAUUUAAAAUAAAUUACUUGAAAGAAAGAAACAAAAGAAAGGAGACAGAACAAACUAAAGUAAAACAAUAAAUAACAUUAUUAUUGUGAUUAUAAAUAUGCAAACUAUUUACUUAAGGUGGUUAUGUGCGGCACACGUGUGUGUGUAUUAGUGUGUUUAUAUUUGUAACUGAUAAAGACA